UACGUGCUUCCUGCUGCUGUGACAACGCCCUCAUCCUUCUUCUGCUACUUCAUUUCAUCUUACGCACUUCACCAGACUAAUCUCAGUACUUUAAAAUCCUACUUACAGUUUGUGCUGAAAUGAACAACAGAUAUCAUCGAGCAGCGCAAGAUGGUCAUGUGACUUUACUGAAUGAAGCCACCAGGAAAGAGCUGAAUGCUGAGGAUGAAGAUGGUAUGACCCCGGUGCUCUGGGCGGCUCAUCACGGCAACCUGGAGGCUCUGAGAGUGAUGCUGGGGCGAGGCGGUGAACCGGAUAAGUGUGAUAUCUGGGGAAACACUCCUCUUCACCUGGCCGCAGCCAACGGCCACCUCGACUGCCUUUCCUUCCUCGUGUCAUUCGGUGCCAAUGUGUGGUGUUUAGACAAUGACUACCAUACGCCGCUGGACAUGGCCGCCAUGCGAGGACACAUGGACACUGUGCGGUAUCUGGACUCUGUCGCUGCCAAGCAGAGCACCCUCAACCCCAAGCUGGUGAGAAAGCUGAAGGAGCGAGCAUUCCAUAACGCAGAGCAACGCAUUAAACACUGCGCAGAACUGCAGCACGAAAACCAGCGGCGCAUGGAGAAAAAAUUCCUGAAAGAGACUGUGGAUUCGGGCGCAUCCGGGUCCGUGAGAUUCUCCGUGAGCUAUGGCCGCAAAAUCCCACAAUUCAACACUGUUAACUCCAGCAUCAGCUACACACAGGCCACGCUGAACUCCAAAGGUAGGACAAAGUUCCCAAAGUGUCUGAAGAAGAAGAAGCAGGCCGAUGACACCUUUAAGAUCUCUGAAGAUGGAAGGAAAAGUGUGCGCUCCCUUUCUGGGCUUCAGCUGGGGAACGACGUGAUGUUCCUGAAGCAGCAGACGUACGCAAACCCUCGUCGCCGACUCCACGUUCGCAACAUGUUCCCUCAAAACCCGAAUGAUGAAUGUGACGAUGACGAGGAUGAUGAUGUGGCCGUGGUUUCUCAUGCAGUGAGUGAUCCAGGUUUGUAUAAUGACCUGGGACAGCGCUCUCUAUUCUCCCGGCCUGGUCUCGGGACUCUUGUUUUCCGACGGAAUUACGGCAGUGAUGGAGUUCAGGAAGAUGAUUCGUACAGUGUUGAAGGUCAGGUGUCAUCAUGGAGAGAACAGAAUAUUCAUUUCAGAGAGGGCAUAUGUCUCCGACGUCCCAGCCUGGAUCAGGACACCAUCAGCAACAGACUCUUAAAGGUACAAAAACAUACAAACCUACAGCAGAGAGAGUGGCGUGAAAAUAUAAAUCUACCUGCUGAAACGUCUUGUUUUUAUCUGACAAAUAAAAACAGAAUAACGUGGUUCACACUAACAGAAUCUUUUCUUAUCCAUUUCUUAUCUGCUUUUCCAUGAAUUUCUCACUAGGAACAAGUCGAUGGUGUCGGUUGUUAGUUUGUGUUUUGUAGGCGUGUGGCGACCUCUACUUGUAGCUUUUAAAAAUUCUGAUGUAUUGUCACGUGAUCUCCAAAAUUCCAAGAUGGAGGACUUUAU
This is a messenger RNA of Ictalurus furcatus (blue catfish), 1526 nucleotides long. RefSeq names its product pre-mRNA splicing regulator USH1G-like. Gene Ontology annotation, molecular function: protein binding. Lineage: Eukaryota; Metazoa; Chordata; Actinopteri; Siluriformes; Ictaluridae. The record is from RefSeq and is a predicted model, not a curated record. The transcript is spliced from 3 exons. Bases 120 to 1388 code for a protein of 422 amino acids.